AUGACGGGCAACGCAGACCUUAAUUCCGUUCAAAACAAACUAGCAGAUGAAAAAUAUCAUCCAAAUGAGGAAACCGGUAAAGGGGAUGAUAUUAGUGUAUAUAAUUCCGAUGGGACAGAUGCUAUUGCCGUUUUAGAUGUUGAAAAAGGCAAAGUUUCGUCUGGCAACAUAGAUGAUGAGAUUCCCGAUAAGUUCACUGGAUUUGGAUUAACAUCAGUCAUUGGCUGUGCUUUCUUCAACUUCAACACUUGGGGUGCCAAUUCUGCGUUCGCCUUGUAUCUAGAACAUUAUUUGCAAGACAAAACAUUCCCUGGUGCAAACAAAUAUGACUAUGCUGCUAUUGGCGGGUUGGCAUUUAGUUCUGGAUUGAUCUUUUCUCCGGUUAUUAACUACACCAUUGGUAAGAUUGGACUUAGACGCACUAUUACUAUUGGGAUUUUUAUUUAUUUUGCAGGUAUCAUGAUGGCCUCUUGGGCAGUCAACCUAUGGGAGCUAUAUUUGACACAAGGAGUAGUUGCGGGUAUUGGUAUGGGUAUCAUUUGCGUUGCAAAUAUAAAUAUUUUACCACAAUGGUUUAAAGGUGGUAAAGGUGGUAAAAGAAAUUUGGCCAUGGGUAUCCAAGCUGCAGGUUCAGGUAUAGGUGGUAUUAUCUACAAUAUUGGUAUGCAACAUGUUCUAGAGCAUAGAUCAUUUAGGUGGUCAUUGAGAGCACAAGCAAUUAUGUGUUUUGGUUUGAACAUCUUUUCCGUUUUGAUGGUAAGGACAAGAAACCAUGACAUCAAACCAGUUUACAAACUAUACGAUCACCAAAUUUGGACGAAUUUUGGAUGUUUAUGCUUGGAGCUUUGGAUCAUGUUUACCCAAUUGGGUUAUAUGGUUUUAAUGUACAACCUCGGUGAUUUCACUAGGUCUUUGGGGUAUUCUGCCCAACAAGGGUCAGUGGUCUCGAGUAUGGUUUGUGUUGGGAUCAUUUAUGGGAGACCAAUAGUUGGUUAUGUUGGCGACAAAAUAGGACCUGUUAAUGUAACUAUAUGUGUCUCAUGGCUCGUGGCCCUUUUUUCAUUAGCAAUGUGGAUCCCAUGUAGAAAUUACGCAACUGCUAUUGUUUUUGCCAUGUUUUCUGGUUCUUUGAUGGGUACUAUCUGGCUAACGCAAGCAAGUAUCAGUGCAGAGAUUGUUGGGUUAAGAAAAGUGGGUAUUGCCAUGUGUAUCAACUGGAUUACGUCAUCUGUAUUUGGUAUUCUUGCUCCUGUCAUUGGAAUUGCAUUGAAAAAGGAUGGCCCCAUUUCGCCAACCCAGUACCAGCCGGCUUCUAUAUUUGUCGGCUUGUGUUAUUUUAUGGCAGGUGUUUCACUUGUUAUCGUUCGUUGUUGGUUAAUUGCAAGAAAUGAAGCUGGUAAGGGUAAGCAUGAUGAUGAUCUCUUAGCUACUGGUGUGACAUUUGGAGAAGCACUCUCUAAUAUCUUUACCAUCUCCAGAGUCUAA
This is a messenger RNA of Pichia kudriavzevii, 1485 nucleotides long. RefSeq lists its product as uncharacterized. Gene Ontology annotation, molecular function: transmembrane transporter activity. Bases 1 to 1485 code for a protein of 494 amino acids. The transcript has a single exon. Gene Ontology annotation, biological process: transmembrane transport. Lineage: Eukaryota; Fungi; Ascomycota; Pichiomycetes; Pichiales; Pichiaceae. The record is from RefSeq and is a predicted model, not a curated record.